UAUUGGCAGGGCAAAACAUGAAUUUGUAAUAGUUUCCGGUUUUAAUUAAAUGGUUUGAUUUUGCCGAAUUGAAUUGUUGAAUUCGAUGUGAAUGUAUCUUCUAACUUGUGUUGCUGCUUGUCAAACUAAUUAUAGUGGAAGCCAAUAAUCUCAUCUCCUACUAUUCAAAUACUUCAGAGGGACAGCAGGCGCGGGAGAGAGCGAAGGAUUGAAAGCUCCACAGAAAGAAAGCAUGAACACAGAGAAGCGAGCCGGCUCAAACUGAACAGAAGAGAAAAAAGCUAGCUGGAUCGCGAGAGAGCUCGGUCUCCAAUUUUGUCUGUCGCGUCCGGAAUUUUUUUAUUAACUUUUGAGAGCAAACGCGCUGCUUCUUCACAAACGAGAGAAUGUGAAAGUCCUUUGGAAGAGCUUUGACGAAGACGAGAACUCUUCACAAUUUCUUCAAGAUCGUUCCUAAAACAUUUCCCACAACUUUUAAUAAUUCACGGACUUUGUUUUAUUUAUGUGCAUAUCAUCACACCGCUGCCUGGAUAUCUGUGCAUUGAAAUGGUGCAAUGCCCCGAGGAAUAUUCCCACGCGUUAACCUUUGGUGGAUUUUGGUGACUGUUGCGCUCCUGGUGAAGGUGUCUGGUGUUAAAGCCCACAGCUGUCAUGAAGUUAAAACUGCUUUUCAGAUGCGCCAGAUUGGCCCGUUGAAAUGGGUACCUGAAACACCUGGAACAGAUGCCGACCUGCAGAUCUGCAAACACAAGGGCCCCACCUGCUGCACACGCAAGAUGGAGGAGAGCUACCAGGUGGCGGUGCGGAGAGAAACGCUACAGAAUAUCCGCUCAUACAGCUUCGAGCUCAAGUACCUCAUCGUGGGCCACGCCUCCUCUUUCCAGGACACUUUUCAGUCUCUGGUGUCCUUCACCAUGAACCACACGAGCGCCCUGUUCGACAGCGCCUACGAGGCCUUGGCCCAGGACGCCAGUGGCCACGUGACCGAGCUCUUCACCGACCUGUCGCUCUUCAUCCACGGUGCCAACACCUCGGUGGAGUCCGCCGUGCAGCGUUUCUACGACAACCUCUUCCCCCUGGUGUACAAUCGGCUGGUGAACCCGGGCAUGGCCGCGCUGUCGGCCGAGCGCAGUGAGUGCCUGCGCAUGAUCCGGCAGGACGUCAACCCCUUCGGGCCGCACCCGCGGGCACUGGCGCAGGAGCUGGCCCGCUCACUGCGGGCAGGCCGGGCGCUGAGCCGGGCGCUGGCGGUGGGCGCCGAGGUGAUGAACGCCACCGAGUACGCGGCGCUGACGCGGGAGUGCGGCCGGGCGCUGGUGCGCAUGCAGUACUGCUCGCACUGCCGCGGGCUGACUCUCAUCAAGCCCUGCGUGGGGUACUGCCUCAACGUCAUGCGCGGCUGCCUGGCGGGGCUCUCCGAGCUGGACCAGCCCUGGAAGCGCUACGUCUCCAUCCUGGAGGAGCUCACCAACUCGCUGGCGGGGGCGCACGACCUGGAGCUGGCCCUCCUGGGCAUCCGCAACCAGAUCAACGAUGCCAUCCUCUACACACAGCUGCACGGCCCACGGCUGUCCGCCAUUGUGGACAAAGUGUGUGGGCAGCUCACAGAGGUGGCACCAGCGACAAGUGCGAGUCCGUCCACUCAGACGGCGACCCCCACGACCCCCACCACAGCCACGCCCCAGCCCUCGGCUCAGGUCCAGCACGGCCAGCUGGCACACAUGAGGCGAUCCCUACCUCUGAAACCUUCCAAGAGCGAUAAACCUAGAAGUCUGAAAAAGAUAUCUAGGGAGUUCAUGAGCUACAUCCAGCGCUACAAGUCCUUCUUUGCAGCCCUGCCGGAGAUGCUGUGCGAGGGAGAGAUGGUGGUGGAUGACUUCUCCUGCUGGAGCGGGGAGGACGUGGUUCCGAGUUAUUCUGGCCGCGUGGUGGGAAACGGCCUGCAAGCCCAGAAACUGAACCCGGAGAUGAAGGUACGAAGUCCUGACCCCAUCCUGGCAGAGGUGAAAGAGAGGCUGGUGCGCUUCAAUGAGGAGAUGCAGGGAAAGACCCCCCGGGAGAGGAACAGGGGGGCGUGGGUAGAGACAGGCAGUGGGACGGAGGAGGGCAGCACAGACUGCGACGACGAGGACGGCUGCCAGGGCUCCGGGGAGGACACCGACGUGCACAGAGAGAGGAUCGGCGACUCCAACGAGGGGGUCUCCCUGGGGCAGGAGCCGGGGGUGCAGAUCCCCGGGCGGGCCCCCCCGGUCCGUGCGCAGCCUGACGUGGGCAGCAAGACGUCCGGCUGUGCCCAUGCAUCCGGCCCGGCGCUGCCCGCCAUCUUCCUCGUGGGCCUGCUGGCGCUGCGGUGGCCCCUGCACUGAUCCAGAUGCACACGCACCCCCCCCUCCGCCCUCACCUCGCAGCUCAGGAUGGGACUG
Messenger RNA from Megalops cyprinoides (Indo-Pacific tarpon), 2423 nucleotides. RefSeq names its product glypican 5b (gene gpc5b). Gene Ontology annotation, cellular component: plasma membrane; extracellular region; cell surface. Bases 555 to 2366 code for a protein of 603 amino acids. The transcript is spliced from 9 exons. The record is from RefSeq and is a predicted model, not a curated record. Gene Ontology annotation, biological process: positive regulation of canonical Wnt signaling pathway; cell migration; regulation of protein localization to membrane. NCBI's taxonomy places the organism in Eukaryota, Metazoa, Chordata, Actinopteri, Elopiformes, Megalopidae.